CGCUGGACCGCGCGCGAGCACGAGCUCUUCCUCGACGGCCUCGAGCGCUUCGGCAAGAAGUGGAAGCUCAUCAAGGAGCUCAUCCCGACCAAGACCGUGACCCAGGUCCGCACGCACGCCAACGGCCACUUCUCGAAGAUGCUCCGGCGCACCGUCGGGAAGCCCGACGCGCUCGAGGUCUCCCACGCGCUCCUCGCCCUUCGGUCCAUCGCGGGCUGA
Molecule: messenger RNA, 219 nt
Organism: Aureococcus anophagefferens
Lineage: Eukaryota; Pelagophyceae; Pelagomonadales; Pelagomonadaceae
Exons: 1
Molecular function (GO): DNA binding
Source: RefSeq, a predicted model, not a curated record